CCAAAAUUAUUUCGUUGGCAGCUCGGUCGUCCCGGUAAUUCGAACAUUUUAAUAAGACUAUCAGGCUAAUAAUAAAUAAAUAUCAGUCCGGGAGGUGCGGAAUGAAGUGGAGCAUAAAAGUGCGUAAUAGUUGGCUUCCGAGAUUGACCCAUAUCGACGAGCGGAUGAAAUGAGAACCUCGGUGUGUGCGUGUGUAUUGCCCGAUGCGCGAGUGUGAGUGCCAUUGGCCCGGGAGUCUUGGCCCCGUAUUUAUUAUUCUUUAUUUCUGUCAAUUAAAACACCGAUCGCACAGUGAGUUUAUGAUGACGAAUUGUGGUCUAUAACUGUCUCGACCGAUAAGCGCUGCUGGAUCGUCGGAAUUCCGCUUUGGGGAAUGCCUGUGAUUUACGUUUGCCACCCAUGUUUACCGCGCAAACAAAAAACUCAGGUGUGAUAAGAGAAGCACCAGCAGACUUUACCGAAUUUCACACCGGCCUGUAUACCUUAGAUUGCUCAACGGAAACGUGGCACUAGGGCUAAGUAGAAGAGUGCAGCAUUUACCCCUUAUCAACUGGACGGUGAAGACUGAAAACUACAUUUACCAGUGGGGCAAGUUCGCGUUCCGAUAAGUUCAACAAAUUAAGCAGGCGCCAAAAGUAAACACCUGUGUCUGUGCCUGUGCGGCUCUGCCCCUGCUCUACAAUGGCUGAUAACAAUGUGCCGCUACGCGACUUCGACGAAGAGAGCGAAACGGACUCGGAGACGGAAUUGCUCAUACGCAGAGACGUCCCAAGCAGCAGCGGCAGCAGCAACAACAACCAUGGCAGAGGCAAACGCCGCAAAAGCUCUAUGGGCUAUAGCGGCGCUGACGGCGACGUCGGCGCUGGCAGCUCUGCCGCCGGCAGCUUUCUGGGCAAUCUCUUUGGCCAUAGUCUCGGCUCUGCCGCCGGCCAGAUACGUUAUAGAAAUGAGCGGAGUCGCGAGCGCGCCAAAAACUCAAACAGCAGUCACGGCAGCAGCAGCGUUUCGAAACUGGCGCAAUUAACGCACACGUCAUCGGGGGCGGGCAGUGGGAGUGGCAGCGGGGUCGGUGUCGGCAUCGGCGGAACAACACAGGGAGAUAGUGCAGCGACGCCAGGAGCAGUACCUAGCGAUCUUGCCAAUGGCGGAGCACAUGGCGUCGUCGAUCCGGAGAACGGCUCAUCCACGGUCUUCUACCAGCAUAAUCGGCGGAAGAGCAAGAGCCGCAGCAUUGGAAACAUCUGCAAGGUUUGUCUGUGCAGCUGCUGGCGCAAAUGGUUCCGACCGCGCGAGCUGCGGGCUCGCACCGUUAACCUCGGCCGGGUCAACACGGAGAAGUUUCCCCCGAACGAGAUCCGUAAUCAGAAGUACAACUUCAUCACCUUCCUGCCGCUGGUGUUGUUCGAGCAGUUCCGCUUCUUCCUCAACCUUUACUUCCUGCUGAUGGCGCUCUCGCAAUUCAUACCGGACAUCCGGAUCGGGUAUCCCUACACUUACUGGGGCCCCCUUGGAUUCGUCCUGAUGGUCACUAUUUGCCGAGAGGCGGUCGACGAUCUGCGACGGCAUCAGCGGGACCACGAGGUGAACUCCCAGAAGUACAAGCGGCUGUCGGCCACCAGCACUGGAGGGUACGAGAUGGUGCCCAGUUCCAAGCUUAAGGUUGGCGACGUUAUCAUUGUGGAGAAGAACGAGCGGGUGCCAGCCGAUUUGAUCCUGCUGCGGACAAGCGAUCGCAGCGGAUCCGUCUUUGUGCGAACUGAUCAACUGGAUGGAGAGACGGACUGGAAGCCCAGGCUGGCCGUUCCUUACACCCAGAAAUUGAGUCGCGACUCAGAGCUGCACAGCAUCGACGCCAGCUUUUAUGUGGAGAAGCCACAAAACGACAUCCACAGCUUCAUCGCCACCUUUUGCAUGACGGACGGCAGCGAGGACACCGGACUAAGUGUAGAGAACACGCUGUGGGCCAAUACAGUGGUGGCGGCGGGCACAGCAACCGGCAUUGUAAUCUACACCGGAUGCGAGACACGCAGCGUGAUGAAUAACUCACAGCCCAGAUCUAAGGUCGGCCUGCUUGAUAUGGAGAUUAACGGAUUGACCAAGGUUCUUUUUUGUGCCGUGCUGGGUCUGUCGCUGGUCAUGAUGAUGCUGAAGGGAUUCGGCGGCCCCUGGUACCGAUACAUGUUCCGUUUCGUGCUCCUCUUCUCCUACAUUAUUCCUAUCAGUCUGCGUGUGAACUUGGACAUGGGCAAGGCCUUCUACUCGUGGCAAAUGCAGAACGAUUCGAAUAUCCAGGGAACGGUAGUGAGAUCAACAACCAUACCAGAGGAGCUUGGCCGGAUAUCAUAUGUGCUGACGGAUAAAACGGGCACACUGACCCAGAACGAGAUGGUCUUCAAAAAGAUCCAUCUGGGCAUCGUGUCCCACGACGCGGACACCUUCCAUCACAUUGGCCAAAUGAUACAAAAGCUGUCGGGAAACAUUCUGCAACAGCAGCAGCAACAGGGUAGCGUUUCCAGCUCGAGCAGCAGCGGUGAGUCAAACAACAAGCCACCCAUUAUGUUUGCCGGCAAUAGAAUGCGACGACCGGAGGGCUGGCGAGAGUGGGAGGCAGUGCGAGCCCUGGCUCUGUGUCACAAUGUUACCCCGGUGAGCGAUGACGAGGACAAUCGAUCCGUUUCAACGGCAUCAACAGUGACCGGCGGUAACAACUCUCCCACCAAAUCUGUGAUAAACAUCGAGGCCCCUGGCAGUACGGAUACGGAGCAUCAAUAUCAGGCAGCAUCGCCAGACGAGAUAGCUCUGGUCAAGUGGACGGAGCAAGUGGGCCUGACCCUGAUUGCCAGGGAUCUCAACACAAUGACGCUCCAGGUGAAGACACCCAACGACGACAAUGACAUUCUCCUGCACUAUCAGAUCCUGCAGCUAUUCCCCUUCACCAGCGAGAGCAAGCGGAUGGGCAUCAUUGUGCGCGAGAGCAAGACGGGCCAGAUUACGUUCUACCUGAAGGGUGCCGACGUAGUCAUGUCCAGCAUUGUGCAGUACAACGAUUGGCUGAGCGAGGAGUCUGGCAACAUGGCACGCGAGGGUCUCCGCACUCUGGUCGUGGCCAAGAAGGUGCUUACCGAGGAACAGUAUUCUGACUUUGAGAUGCGGUACAAUGCUGCCCGACUCAGCAUUACGGAUCGUGUUGCCAAGGUGGCAGCCGUAACGGAGUCGCUCGAACGUGAGCUAGAGCUGCUUUGUCUUACAGGCGUGGAAGAUCGCCUGCAGGAAAAUGUACGCCCCACGUUGGAGCUCCUGCGCAAUGCUGGCGUACGCGUUUGGAUGUUAACUGGCGACAAGCUGGAGACGGCUUGCUGUAUCGCCAAAUCGUCUCAAUUGAUUGGCCGGAACCAAGGUCUGCACGUUCUACGUUCCGUCAAGACCCGGACGGAUGCCCAUCAGGAACUGAAUAGCUUCCGGCGAAAGCAGGGCCAUGCUCUGGUCAUCUCUGGCGAAUCGCUUGAGGUGUGCUUGCAGUAUUACAGGCCAGAGUUCCUGGAACUGGCCACGGCCUCCCCGGCAGUGGUCUGUUGCCGCUGCUCGCCCACACAGAAGGCGCAGGUGGUAGCCCUCAUCCAGAAGCACACGGGCAAACGAACUUGCGCCGUGGGCGAUGGCGGCAACGACGUCAGCAUGAUCCAGCAGGCGGACGCUGGUGUCGGAAUCGAAGGACGGGAGGGUCGGCAGGCAUCGUUGGCCGGUGAUUUUAGCAUUCCGCAGUUCUCUCACAUCGCCAAGCUGCUACUCAUUCAUGGCCGGCGGAGCUAUAAGCGAUCGGCAGCGCUUUCCCAGUUCGUCAUUCAUCGUGGCCUGAUUAUCACAACCCUGCAGGCGGUGUUCUCGGCGGUUUUCUACCUCAGUUCGGUAGCCUUGUACCAGGGCUUUCUGAUGGUCGGAUACUCGACCCUGUACACUAUGUUCCCGGUAUUCUCAUUGGUGCUGGACCAGGACAUUACAUCCGAGACGGCGGUUACAUAUCCGGAGCUCUACAAGGAUCUGUCCAAGGGACGCAGUCUCAGCUACAAGACCUUCUUCAUUUGGGUAUUGAUCAGCAUAUAUCAGGGCGGUGUCAUUAUGUACGGGGCCCUCAUACUCUUUGUCGACGAAUUCAUCCACAUUGUGGCGAUCAGUUUUUCGGCUCUGAUUAUGACGGAACUUAUCAUGGUAGCCCUCACCGUGCGUACUUGGCAUAGGCUAAUGGUGCUAGCGGAGCUGUUUAGCUUGGCCCUAUAUCUCAUUUCACUGGCCGUGUUACACGAGUAUUUCGACUGGGAGUUUAUCUGGUCGUACGACUUUCUUUGGAAGGUCUCCCUCAUCACACUGGUCUCCUGCUUACCUUUGUAUAUAAUCAAGUUCUUGCGUAAAAAAUGUUCGCCGCCCUCUUAUCUGAAGCUCUCUUAGACGGAGACUCCCACACUGAUUCCCUUUCUAUAUUAUUUUCCUUUUGUUUCAAGCUUUUGAUUUAAACUUGAUUUAUUAUUUAACACUGUCUGCUUUAUUUUCCACUAUGCAUCCCCCUUUGUCGUUUCGUUUUUGCCAACACCCGCACCGCACCUACCCCUAAAUAUACGUGAUAUCAGGUUAAACCCUUUCUCCCCUCGACACCCCACUUUCUCUUUAUGCUUUUGUUUAAUUUGUAUUACUUACACGAAACGUAAGAGAAAAAGUGAUUCGAUGAUCGUAAAUAAAAUAAUAUUAAAAUAAAACGAUUA
Messenger RNA from Drosophila serrata, 4754 nucleotides. RefSeq names its product putative phospholipid-transporting ATPase IIB. Gene Ontology annotation, molecular function: ATP hydrolysis activity; ATPase-coupled intramembrane lipid carrier activity; ATP binding. Gene Ontology annotation, cellular component: endosome; plasma membrane; trans-Golgi network. The record is from RefSeq and is a predicted model, not a curated record. Gene Ontology annotation, biological process: retrograde vesicle-mediated transport, Golgi to endoplasmic reticulum; endocytosis; phospholipid translocation. NCBI's taxonomy places the organism in Eukaryota, Metazoa, Arthropoda, Insecta, Diptera, Drosophilidae.